Molecule: messenger RNA, 980 nt
Organism: Cotesia glomerata
Lineage: Eukaryota; Metazoa; Arthropoda; Insecta; Hymenoptera; Braconidae
Gene: Prx6a
Product: peroxiredoxin-6
Exons: 5
Coding region: 198-878 (226 amino acids)
Biological process (GO): cell redox homeostasis; cellular oxidant detoxification
Cellular component (GO): cytosol; mitochondrion
Molecular function (GO): peroxiredoxin activity
Source: RefSeq, a predicted model, not a curated record
AUAAUCCUGAAGAAAUGACUUUUUCUCCACCACGCGGCUUUUUCUGUAUCUAACUAUAUCUGUGUAGAAUAGGUUAGAUUUUUAGCGGUUGUAACCAUUAGUUACCUCACUGUAUAACUAUCAUUUAUUUUUUUCUAUAUUUGUUUGACAUCUACUAAAUAAUUUUAGACAUAUAUUUGGAAAAUUAAUUAUUAAAAAUGGUCUUGUUGGGUGAAACUUUUUCAAAUUUUACAGCAUCAACCACUGAAGGAACUAUUAAAUUCCAUGAAUGGCUGGGUGAUUCGUGGGGUAUCUUAUUUUCUCAUCCGAAUGAUUUUACGCCAGUUUGUACAACUGAAUUAGCUCGUGUUGUCCAAUUAAUGCCGGAGUUUAAACGUCUCGGUAUCAAAGUUAUUGCGAUGUCUUGCAAUUCCAUUGAAAGUCACAUAAAUUGGAUUGAGGAUAUUAAAAGCUACGCCGAAACUUCUGUGGAACAGUUUCCAUAUCCAAUAAUAGAAGAUGAAUCUCGUACAUUAUCUACGUCUCUGGGAAUGUUAGAUCCUAAUGAGCUAGACAGUAAUGGACUUCCUUUAUCAGCACGAGCAGUAUUCAUCGUAGAUCCUAACAAGAAAAUGCGUUUAUCAAUUUUAUAUCCAGCAACUACUGGGCGAAACUUUGAUGAAAUUUUAAGAGUUAUUGAAUCUCUUCAGUUGACUGAUAAAUAUUCAGUGGCAACUCCUGUUGAUUGGAAGAUGGGUGAAGAUGUAAUGGUUCAGCCUAGCGUACCUAAUGAAAUAGCCAAAGAAUUAUACGGAGAGAAGUUAAAAAUAUUGAACUUGCCUUCGACUAAACCAUAUUUGCGUAUAGUACCGCAACCAACGGACUCGAUACAAAAUUAAAAUUUAUAAGCACAUAUCACUUCCUAAAUUUUUAUACUGGCUUAUAAAAAAGUUUUAUAUUUUGCUUAAAUUAUUUUUGAAAUAAAUCCUGUUAACACAAUU